UGCAGCCAAAACCUUUCUUUUCCUAACUCAGCAGCAGCGUUUCUCUUCCAUGAAGGAACGAAAACAGAAUAGAGAGGGAGAAGGACUUAGCGCCGCCGGCUGGGUACUGCCGCCGUGAUCGCCAGACUGCCGCACGCGAGGAGCUCCGCCGUCGAAGUCGCCCCGUUCAUCCCUGCCCAGUCGCGGUUCUGGCACCCAUCACCCCAUUCCGUCGCUGGAGAUCUCGGAGCCGCCGCUCGUUGCUCCAUCCUUGUCACCACCACUGCCUCUAUGUCUCCCAACGGCGCCACCAUCGCUGCCGUGGAUCGCGACCAGAGGGGAGCACGAGAUCGAGAGAGAGUGAGGCGUGGAGACGGCGUCGCGCGGAGAGGGACUCGUCACUGCCGUCGCGCACAGCCAUGUGUCGUCACUGCCGUCUGAACAGUCGCCGUCGCCCUGGGGUGUAGUCCGCCGCUGCCGCCAGUGGGGGGUCACUACUGUGGAACGGAGGUGAGAGAGGGAAGCAAGAUGGAUUCCCUCCGCUUCUGGUGCUUUGGUUCGCCGCCACUGCCGCCGGAAUCCUUGGCCGUCGCUCCUACCGUUGCUCCAUUUGGGUUCUGGGUGAGCGCGCUGCCACUGCCUUUGGAAGCCGCUGCUUGGGCCAGGAUGCUAUGGUGGUUGCUAAUGAAGCCGCUGUGGAUGGGGCUGCCAUGUUCAGUAAAUUCUGCGAGUUUCGACACUGAGCUGCUGUUAUUAGAUAUUCAGACCGCCGUUGUCGCCCAAAAGUUAUUGAUGGAGCUGCUGCCGGGCCGAUUUGAUGUUGCGGCUGCUUUAUUUCGUUAAUACAGUGAGUGUUUCUGUUUCGAAAGCCCUGCGCUAGUGUUCUUUUCCGUGUAACAAAGUAAUUGUACUGUUAAUGGUUUUAGGAGUUAGAAUCCAGUUUCCUUGUGCCGUUUGUAGCUGUUUCUGCUUUGAGAGAGCAAGCAGAGCCAGGAUUUUGGUUGAUCGGUGAUUUUGGGCUGAGCGAAAAGGAGUCAGUUAACGCAUUUGGGGUUAUGGUUUGCGUUUUGAGGUAGGGGUGCUUUCCAAAAACUAUGUUUUAUGUAUUGGAAUUAUUAUAUAUGGAUACUGAUGUGAGAUAUUGUGUAUUUGGUGAUUGUAAUUGCCUUAUGUAUUAUUUGAUUGACUCGAAUGAUUAUGGAUGUUGGUUUGGCUGAAUUGUUGUGCGGCUUUGUGAAAUGUAAUGUUUUAAAGUUGAUUCUUUAAAGAUUUGAAAUCUGAGUUUAAACCGUUGAGGAUUGGUUGGAUUGAGCCAAUUAUUUUAAUGAAGUGAAAAGUCGAAUGCACUUUCGAAUUUAGCAUGGUUUAUUUUAAUUGAUUUGGUUUUGGACAAAUGAUUUGUUAUUGAACCGUUUCUUUAAAGCUUUAGAAAUGAGUUAUAUCGAUUGAUAUUGAGUUGAUUUUGAAAUGGUAUCCUUGAGAUACGCCACUGAGGCGAUUGUUGGAUUUAGCUUGCUUUAAAUUGAUUUCUGGUUUUGAGCUGUUGAAAAGGAAUGAGAAAUGGUUUAGUUGGGACCCGAACCGGGUGGCAAAAGUCCAAGCUUUAGGGGAGGUGCUGCCAAAAUUUCUGCAAAAUCCUAGUCUUAUUUGAAAAGUUAUUUAAAAAAGGGUUAGAUUUGAGAAAUUGUAUUAUUUGAUUUAUCAAGAGGAUAUUUAUGUUUUCAAGCUUAAUUUAUUUAAUGAACCUUAUACGUUGAGUUCGGCUUAUUUAGAACUGAACUAUUUUUACCGUUUGAAUCACUAAAGGAAAGAAUGAUGCUCUAAUAGUGAUUUUAAUAUAAAAAGGAGUUUUUAGUGAUUUCAAAGGAAUCUAGACUUUUGAUUGAUUAAUCAAGUUUGAGGCAUUUUGGAAGAGUUAGAAAAAUGGGUUCUAAAACGAAACCUGAAAGUGGUUUGAUUCAAAUGAACCGGUUCCGUUUCAAAUGAGUUUAUUUCUGGACCGGGUUGGAACUUGUGAUUUUGUAUGGCCGGUUUUAUAGUAAAUUCAGUUUUAUUUACUUGAACCGAGAAAUCUAUGAUUUUAAGAGUUUCAAUGAAUCUUAAAGAAUUGAUAUAGAUUGACCUUCCCUAAAGACUUGGAACUUUUUCGGGAAACUUUUGUUAUAAAAUCCCAUUGUUGGAUGGGUGAUUUUGAAUGUUCCCAAAAUGAAUCUUUAACUUUCCAUGGUUUUGGAAGUUUUGGAAAGAGAAUGCUGAGAGUGGCUUUGUUUUAAAAAGGGAACUCACUUUGAGUAAAUUUGGCUUAUGAGCCUGAGAUGAUUUGAGAAGUGAGAUCUUUAAAGCCAAGGCUGAAAAGAGUUGAAAU
This is a messenger RNA of Arachis duranensis, 2344 nucleotides long. RefSeq lists its product as uncharacterized. The transcript is spliced from 2 exons. Lineage: Eukaryota; Viridiplantae; Streptophyta; Magnoliopsida; Fabales; Fabaceae. The coding region runs from base 508 to 822 and encodes 104 amino acids. The record is from RefSeq and is a predicted model, not a curated record.